Molecule: messenger RNA, 1299 nt
Organism: Striga hermonthica
Lineage: Eukaryota; Viridiplantae; Streptophyta; Magnoliopsida; Lamiales; Orobanchaceae
Source: the annotation of a GenBank genome assembly
AUGGUUGGCAGACGCUUUCCGAUAUGUCAUGUGCACGUUGGCGACACUAUUGUAGAGGUUUCAAGCUUUAGCACUCGUGCAUCUAGGUUUGGGAGGGUCUUGAGUUUGGAUCCUGAGAAGCCAGAUGGUUGUGAUGAAAAGGACUAUAUUCGCUGGAAAAAUUGCAUGCAGCGUGAUUUCACAAUAAAUGGAUUGAUGUUUGACCCAUAUGCAAAGUUGGUGUACGACUACACGGAUGGAGUUAAUGAUAUUAGGAAAGCUAAAGUGCGGACUAUUAAACCUGCUAAUCUUUCCUUUGCAGAGGAUUGUGCUCGUAUUCUCCGUGCGGUUAGAAUUGCCGCUCGACUAGGUUUUCGGAUAUCAAAAGAGACAGCUCUAGCAGUAAAGAGAUUUUCUGCUUCAAUUCUACGGCUUGAUAGGGGCAGACUUCUCAUGGAAGUCAAUUACAUGAUGGCCUAUGGUUCUGCCGAGGAUUCACUUAGAUUAUUAUGGAAGCUAGGUCUUCUUGAUAUACUUCUGCCCGUUCAGGCAGCGUAUUUGGUCCGAAUUGGUUUUCGUAGACGUGAUAAGAAGGGUAACAUGCUUUUGUCUUUAUUCUCCAACCUCGAUAAACAUCUGGCGCCUGACAGGCCAUGUCACGAUAGCUUAUGGUUUUCAAUUUUAGCAUUUCAUCAAGCACUUUUCGAACAGCCAAGGGAUCCCCUGGUGGUGGCUGUAUUCAGCCUUGCUGUCCACAAUGGUGGCGAUUUAUCAGAAGCUUUGGGUAUUGCGAGACGUAUAAAUAAGCAGCACGAAAGUAGUUUUUGCGAGCUAUUGGAACCUGGAUUUUUGGAUUCUUCUGUCCUCAUUGAUGAUGUUAUGAGUUUAGCAGCUUCCAUUCGAAGUGCACUAGUUCAUUUGACAGACGAAUAUUUUGUCUCACAGGCAAUGGCUAAGUAUCCAAAAGCACCACAUUCAAAUCUUGUUUUUUUUCCUUGGCAACUGUACUUACGAGGGUGUAAGAUAUUUGAUUGUGUUCAAGAUGGAAAGGAGGAAGGAUUUGUACCAAAACAUGGUCCAAAGUUGGACAAACGGGCCGUAUGGAUAAACAGGACUCGAAGAGCUCAACACCUUCGAAAGCUCAGAACUGAAGCUCGAUGCGCGAUUGCUCGCGAUUUGAACACUGGAAUUCGACCAACGGCGAUGACCGGAGAUGGCCACCGGAAACAAUGGCAGACAACGGCUCUGAACGAAAAGAAGGCUGGCAACGACGGGGACUGGACGGUGGCUGGCAGGAAACAACGUGGUGGUCGCCAGUAG